AUUCCAGUCUUUUACUUAUCAAUUUAUUAGCUCUUGCAAUUUGGUUCAACAUGCAACAGUGAAACAUUUUCAUUUUUUUAGUAGUGCACAUAGCAAGCUUACCUGCAAAAUAUUUACCAGAACGUCACUGCCUGACAGACAGCUGUUGACUACACUACCACUUACAUCUUUGCUGAAAAAUAUUUUCAUAUUAUUAUGCUAAUAUCUUGAUAACGAAUUGUUAGCUGCUAUUAAUAUUAUGUUCAUAUAUAAUAAUGUUUAUUGUUGCUGCUGACUUGUAUUAAUGCAGCUAGUAAUACAUCUUUGAAUACGACAGGAAUUGUAUGAAACUAGUUCAUGUUUGGCAAUAUUGUCUUGACUACACUAGGGGCGGUAUAGGCGCUAAGUGUGACUACCAGCUCCGGAGUUCAAUAUCUACGGUCAUGCUUGCUACUGCUAAUGCUAACGUUAGCCGGUAAAUCCAGUUAAUUGCUGGGACUGUCCCAGUAACGACCAGUAACGGCUUUGCUCAUUGCAGUGUUCCUGGAGGGCUUCUCCAUUUAUAUUUAAGUUAUCGAGGCGCAGAUGCAGAUCUUUGGCUGUCCGGGGGGGUCCGUUCGGCCUUUUGGAAUGAAUGUCUGAUAAAGGUGAUGCUGAAGAAGAACCUCCCCACCUGCUCUGGGGGCUGGACCCCGUCUUUAAAGCCUUUGCCAGGCUUUAUGUUAAGGACAUACUACAGAUGAGACAGUCACGACAAGUUCCAGGGAUCUAUUUCUAUAAGACCCAUCCAGUGUUCCAGGUGGAUGUGCUAGGUACUGUUGUAUACAGACGGGAGAGAGAAGACUUCUGCUGCUAUGGAGUGGAUGACAGUACUGGAGUCAUCAACUGCUUGUGCUGGAAAGAUGAAAAGUGGAGAGAUUUUGGAGACUCAGUUAAGGGACGAGGAGGCGGAGUCUUUGACGCAGAGGAGCAGCUGAGGAAGCUGCGGGAGGCCCAGAGGAGCAGGAUGGAACUGGACAUUGGAGACGUGCUCCGAGUGCGUGGCACCGUCAAAACCUCCCGCCAGCAGAGGGAGAUCAUGGCCUCCUGCUUUUAUAAAGUGAGCGACCCGGUGAUGGCUGUCCAGAUUUCGCGCAUGCUGGAGAUGCCCAGCCUCUACAGGGACUGCUAUGACAGGCCUUUCUCGGUUCCUCCCCAUCAGGCCGGCACCGCCGCUGCUGCUGAGCCUGGUGGGCUCUCUGACUUCCAGUUGCUGCUGGGCCGGGCGGGUCGCAUCCUGAAGGAGUUCCUGCGAGAGAAGGAGGUGGCCAGAUUUCGGCCCUACGACGUGGAGUACCUCCUCCACCCCUUGCUCCCGCGGCCUGCUGCGACCCCGUCAGUGGGCCAGGAGUUGCCUUCUGCUGCACCGCCGUUUGCCACGCAGGUCUGGAACCUUCUCAAAGAUUCGCUGAAGAUUCUCCAGGACGAAGGGGAGAUAUUCCGUAAAGUGCUGUCCCCAGAUGAGGUUUACAACGUAACUGAACAGGACAAAGAUCUGCUUGCUGCCAUAAUGGACGUCUUACGAGAAGAUUCCAAAAGGGAGAAAUACACCGAGAAAGGCUGCCAUGUCCUGCAUGUCCUGUCCAGCGUGAGGCAGCGCUACAGCCGGAACCUCAGCAGAGAAGCACUGCAGGUCGCGCUCAGGCUCUUAGAAUGCAAUAGUGACAUCAUCAGCACCACGGACUCGCACUACACCGUCCUGUAGUGGUGAGUUUUGCAGACGCCUCGGUGUCCAGAAACCCGUCUGCAGGAGGACGACUCGGGUGUGGGUUUUUUUUGUUUGUUUUGUUUUGUUUUCCCCAGGCGCAUGGAACGAUGCAGUGGCGGUAUGAAAAAUGCUCAGAGCUUCUGAUCAAAGAUCCUGCAAUGCAGUGUUGGGAAUCUUUCUCUUUUUGGGCUGUUUAACUUGUCACCACCCACCUUUCAUGUUUUUCUGUUUCUCAUAGCAGACGGUUGUGUACGUGCCGCACCAUCUGGAAGUGCUAUGCACAGAUUUCAGUUGGUUUAUUACUUGCUAACAUAUAGUGUGCCUUUUAAACGGCUUGCCUUUUAAAAAUCAGUUUUCAUAGCACCAAUCUGGAAAGCCUAAAUGCAUUUAGUCUAAUUUAAUGAAAUUGUAUUCUAAGGUAUAGUCUGCAGUCUACAGGAAAAAUGUUCCUUGAUAGUCACAAAAAGUAUUAGUUAAAAUUAUUGCGCAUUUUUAAAAUUAUUAAAGUGACAAGGUCUACUGAAUAAAGCAUUCUGUGAAGAUGAAGCUAAAACACUUCAACAUUUAGGCAUCUAUGAGUAACACAAGGACUGGGGAAGAGUGGCGCUAGGUGGAGAAACCGGAAAGACAUUUUUUUUUCAGAAUCUUUUCCGAUUUGUCAACUUUAAGGAAAUGCCUUAAAUCAUGCUACAAAUGUAAAAAUGUCCUUUAGGCAAAAAGAACCAUUUCUUUUCUCCCAAUAUUUUAACUAAUGCCUCAACAAGCGUUUACCAUGUACAAAAAUGCAUGUGCAAACUUUUGCCACAGGAGGGCAGCGCGAACAUACCAAUCCCCGCUGUCCACGAGAACAACUGUAUCCAUGCAGUUUUCUUGCACUGCUGCCAGCCUAUUGGCAGCAGACAGGCUGUUCAUAAUAAACACUGCUGAAAUAA
Electrophorus electricus (electric eel) is the source of this 2658-nucleotide messenger RNA. RefSeq names its product STN1 subunit of CST complex (gene stn1). The record is from RefSeq and is a predicted model, not a curated record. Gene Ontology annotation, cellular component: CST complex. Lineage: Eukaryota; Metazoa; Chordata; Actinopteri; Gymnotiformes; Gymnotidae. Gene Ontology annotation, molecular function: single-stranded telomeric DNA binding. Gene Ontology annotation, biological process: telomere capping.